CAGGCGGCCCCCGCGGGGUUACGAGGUUCGGGAAGGAAGACAUCAUCACCCGGGAGAGAAAACGAGGAAACCUUCGUCUAUUCAGGGAGUUCCGCUGCAGAUUUACGCCGAGUUGGACCAAAAUGUCGCCUUCUGCUCCGUCACUGCUGUCCUGUUUGUGUUUAUUCGCACUUUUAUCGCUGGGACACUGCGAGGAGCAGCGGACCCCGGAGGAGAAACUUCUUGUUGUGACCGUCGCCACCAAAGAGACGGACGGAUUCAGGCGCUUCUUGAGGUCGGCGAAACACUUUAACUACACGGUGAAGGUUCUUGGUCAAGGGGAGCCAUGGAGCGGGGGCGACUACGUGUCCGCUCCUGGAGGAGGACAGAAGGUCCGGCUCCUGAAAGCUGCCCUGCAGGAGCUAGGAUCCCAGGAUCAGAUCGUCCUGUUUGUCGACAG
Nematolebias whitei (Rio pearlfish) is the source of this 439-nucleotide messenger RNA. Its product is annotated as procollagen-lysine,2-oxoglutarate 5-dioxygenase 2. The annotation marks the transcript as partial. The record is from RefSeq and is a predicted model, not a curated record. The transcript is spliced from 3 exons. Lineage: Eukaryota; Metazoa; Chordata; Actinopteri; Cyprinodontiformes; Rivulidae.